This is a messenger RNA of Gadus macrocephalus (Pacific cod), 8711 nucleotides long. Its product is annotated as zonadhesin-like. The coding region runs from base 159 to 8222 and encodes 2687 amino acids. Lineage: Eukaryota; Metazoa; Chordata; Actinopteri; Gadiformes; Gadidae. The transcript has 31 exons. The record is from RefSeq and is a predicted model, not a curated record. Gene Ontology annotation, cellular component: membrane.
ACCAGUGCGCCAGCCUCUACAGAGAAGCAAGAUAAAGUACAGCACAUCGACCAGUCGGCAGAAGGGCUAUUCGUGCCUGGUGGCUUGUUUGUGGUUGUUGAUAGGAGAUCUUAACGAGGAGUACGGCCGCGAAGGGGAAAGGAGCCACUGGAGCCAUCAUGCAAGGAGGCUUCCACACACACCUGUUGGCCACACUGUCCCUGCUGCUCCUCACACAGGUUCACGCCAAAGUGCCGUGUGGGAAUUCUUCUCUGACUCUUCCGAGCUGGGGAGCACAGUCAGAAUAUCUUGCACAAUGUGUGCUCCACAGCGACUCAGGUCCAUUAUGUGAUUGGACUACGGCUCAGAGAGUGUCAGGAGGUGUAGCAUUGACCUUCUUAGAAAGCCCGGCCUUGAGCCUGGAAGGAGAGGCCUGUCUGGAGUUCUGGUACCAGAUGGCCCCGACGGCAUCAGAGAGCUCGGAACUGAGAGUCCUGCUGAAGGAGAACACACAAGGUCUGCUCCAAAUAUGGACCACACCUGGGCAGCAGAACGGUGGUGCUUGGAGACACGUUUCUCUCCCUUUGGCCGCCACAAAGGCAUCCACACAGGUUGUAUUUGAAGCUGCUCGGGAAUCAGGAGUUUCCUUUGACCAUAUAGGGAUAAGGAACGGACAGUGUGGGAGACAGUGUGAGCCCAACACAGACCUGUGGACAGACAAGUCGACCCGCUGUGUGUGUUCGGCUGCCGAGCAGCUCUCCUGCUCUACCCCCCUGUGCCCGGGCGGUCAGACGAGCGACCGGCCCAGCGAGAGCUCCGCUAAAGGCGUCAUGGUCGGUCGAGGGAUCUGCACCAUCCACACCGACCCACAAUGCAGCACCUUCGACGGGGCCCUCUUCCGCUUCAUGGCCCCCUGCACUUACAUCCUGGCCCAGACCUGCGUGCCCAUCAGGGGUCUUCCCGUGUUCAGCGUGGAGGUGGUCAACACCCAGGAUGCGAUCAACGCAUCCGAGGCGACGGUGGAGCGGAUCAACGUGGAAGUGAAUAACGUCAGGCUGUCCCUGCUGAAGAGGGAGACUCAGAGGGUCAUGGUCAACGGUGUGUGGCGGAGCCUCCCCCUCACCCUCCUUGGAGCCACGGUCAACAUCCGUAACAACCCUGCCGUCGUCACCGUGGAGACGGAUGACCGAGUCCUCAUCUCGUACGACAACGCCGGCGCCGUCCACGUGAAACUCCCUUCGGCGUACGCCGGCAAAGUGUGUGGGAUGUGCGGCAACUUCAACAGCCUCGGGGAGGACGACAACCGGAGGCCCGACGGGUCGGCGGCCCGCGACGCCACGGACCUGGCGCUGAGCUGGCAGACGGGGGCGCACGCCGGCCCCUGUGACGCCGUGCUGGUGCCCCACGUGUGUGACCCCCUGGAGGAGCUCUCGUACGGCAGCAGGCAGUUCUGCGGGGAGCUUCUGUCCACGACGGGGCCCUUCUCCCGCUGCCUCCCCGUCCUGGGCGUGGAGAGCUACUACCGGAGCUGCGUGGCCGGGAUGUGCGUCAGUCACGGCGACCUGGACGCCAUGUGCCGCACCAUGCAGUCAUACGCCAAGAUCUGCUACGACGCGGGGGUCGCCGUGCCGGCCUGGAGGAAUGGCACCACUUGCACCCUGGAGUGCGGCGCCAACAGUCACUACGAGGCCUGUGCUGACCGCUGCCUCGAUGGGUGCUCCAGCAUGGACCUGGCUGGCGCCUGCGGAACCUGUGAGGAGAGGUGCGUGUGCGACAAGGGGUACAAGCUCAGCGGAGGGGUGUGCGUACUGGCUGAGAACUGCGGCUGCUGGAACGACGGGCGUCAUUAUGAGAAAGGAGCGGUGUUCCUCCACGGAGGUUGCACCCAGAGGUGUCAAUGCCUGGGCAACGGACAGACCCUGUGUUCCGCCUGGGGCUGCUCAGGCAGUCAGGUCUGCAAGGACAAGGACGGGGUCAAGGGCUGUUUCACGCCUGAAACAGUCACCUGCAGCAUGUACGGUGACCCGCACUACAUCACCUACGACGGCAAGGCCUACGACUUCCAGGGUGGCUGCAAUUACACGCUGGCCACCACGUGCGGAGAGAAGACCCCGGUGCGGUUCACUGUGACCGGGCGCAACGCCAACCCCACCGACCAGAACCUCACCCGGUCCAAGCUGGAGACCGUGGUCCUUCAGAUCCAAGAGCUGCACCUCACCUUGCAGCAGAACAGAAAAGUCUAUGUGCACAACAAUCAGGUCCGUCUCCCUUACACCGUCUAUGGUUCCUACGGCUUGCUGAAAGUCACCAGGCAGAGGCAAUUUGUGGUGGUGGAGACGGGCGUUGGCCUGAGGGUGAUGAUCGAUGGGCAGAACAGGCUCUUCCUGCAGGUGGACGAGCGCUACAAGGGCCAGCUGUGUGGCAUGUGCGGGACCUACUCCGACUGGCAGGGGGACGACUUUGUGAGGCCGGACUGGUCCAACGCCACCGGGGCCUUGGACUUUGGCAACAGCUGGAGAGUGAUGGAGGACUCCAGCCCUUGCAUCGCCCUUCCGGAUGAUCCAAAAGUCUGUGACGAGCAAGGUGACGAGCAGGCCGUCAGUGAUUGCAGUGCUAUUCUCGAUGACUCCUUCAGCGCCUGCCACAAGCCUGUGCACCCGUUGAAAUACGUCUCCAGCUGCGUGUACGAUCAUUGCGCCACCAGCGGCGACCUUCACACCCUGUGUGACUCGCUGGAGUCAUACAGAGCAGCCUGCCAGGUGGCAGGGGUGGAGUUGCCCGCCUGGCAGAACAACACAGCCUGCGCUGUCAUCCCAAACACGACCCCUCCUCCAACAAGCACACCCCUAACUCCCGCUCCAACACCUGAUCAAACUCUUUGCGCUUUAAACUGCAACUUUGACAGCCAUGUGUGUGGCUGGCAGCAACUCAUACAGGACAGCUUUGACUGGACCAGACAGUCUGGCCCGACACCGUCCUUCUCUACCGGCCCAAAUGAAGACCACACCGGAGAGGGCUACUAUAUGUAUAUUGAGGGUGACGGUAUGACUCAUGGAAACUCAGCCCGUCUGCUCAGCGCCCAGUGCAACUACAGAGGCCCUCUGUGCUUGCAGUUCUGGUACCAUAUGCAUGGCUCGGCCUCAGCCAUGGCUCUCAACAUCUACCACCUCCACGCAGUACAGGCAGAGAAGGUUUGGUCAAUGGUCAAUGACCAGGGGUCUGAGUGGCAUCAAGCGUUUGUCGAUAUCAAAGAAAAAGGCACAUUCCAGAUCAUAAUAGAGGCGAUCCGAGGAUCUACUGCUCUGUCGGAUGUUGCUAUAGAUGACAUUUCAAUCCAAUUUGGUUCCUGCUCAAAUGGUUCCCCUGCAAUGCUCAGCGGAAGUUCAUUAGUUCCUCAAACACGCAGAGAACCGUUACUUUCACGCCCUGUGUGCAGCCUGGACUGUAGCUUCAAUGGCAAUCUUUGUGGCUGGAGCCAGGCGAUGACGGACGCUUUUGAUUGGACGAUGGAGCGUGGCUCCACCCCCACUCUGAUGACAGGGCCUUCAGCUGACCACACAGGAAACGGCCACUACCUGUACAUCGAGGCCAACAGUGCAACGUAUGGCGACACGGCGCGUCUCCUGAGCUCUGAGUGUUCCCUCACGGGUCCUCAAUGCCUGCGCUUCUGGUACCACAUGUACGGCUCAGCCGAUACCAUGGGCCUCCAUGUGUACCUGCUCCAGGACAGACUGGCCGAGGCAGUUUGGUGGAAAAGAAACGACCAAGGAGACGUAUGGAAAGAGGCUAUGGUAGAGCUCACUGCAACUGGGACUUUCCAGAUCAUCUUUGAAGGGCGCAGAGGUUCCAAUGAUCAGUCUGAUGUGGCAAUAGACGAUGUGAAGCUCUAUCAUGGUCCAUGCUCUGAUCUGACAGCUGCACUGCCCUCAUCUCCACAACCCAAUAUAUCAAUCACAACACAGGGAGAUUCAGCCCCUUCAACUGCUGCUCCACUACCACCUACGGGUGAUGUUACCGCCCAUACCACUGUUACAGUACUGCCAUCUGUUACAUCUGAGGUCCCAGCAAUGACUACCACUACUACUACUACUGCACCUUUGCAGGAAACACAUCCUGUAUGUAAAAUGAAUUGCGAUUUUGAACAAGACCUCUGUGAGUGGAAUCAGAUGGUUACUGAUGUUUUUGAUUGGACACGACACAAUGGCUCCACCCCAACCAUCAGGACCGGGCCCUCUUCUGACCACAUGGCUGGAGGAGGCCACUACUUGUACAUCGAGGCCAACAGUGCAACGUAUGGCGACACGGCGCGUCUCCUGAGCUCUGAGUGUUCCCACACGGGUCCUCAAUGCCUGCGCUUCUGGUACCACAUGUAUGGCUCAGCCGAUACCAUGGGCCUCCAUGUGUACCUGCUCCAGGAGAGACUGGCCAAUUCAGUUUGGGGGAAAAGAAACGACCAAGGAGACGUUUGGAAAGAGGCUAUGGUAGACCUCACAACAGAUGGCCCUUUCCGGAUCAUAUUUGAGGGGCGCCGGGGUUCCAAUGAUCAGUCUGAUGCUGCCAUAGACGAUGUGUCUCUUCGUCCCGGUCAUUGUGCAGAUAUUGUCACGCCAACAACCUCUCUGCCAGCAACUACCAGUACAAGUGGACCAGAAAUCUCAACAACAGCAGAAGAGUUAACACCAUCAGAACAACCUCAACCACAAACAACACUGAGGCCACAACCUAACCCUAACCCUAACCCUACUUUGCCACCACCUGAAACUACAGUACCAACAAAACCUCCAACCACAGAAGGACCACAACCUCCAACUACAGAAGGAGUACCAAACCCAACUACAGCAAGACCCCAACCUCAAACUACCGAAGGAGUACCACGCCCAACUACAGCAAGACCCCAACCUCCAACUACCGAAGGAGUACCACACCCAACUACAGCAAGACCCCAACCUGAAACUACUGAAGGAGUACCACAUCCAACUACAGCAAGACCCCAACCUCCAACUACAGAAGGAGCACCACACCCAACUACAGCAAGACCCCAACCUCCAACUACCGAAGGAGUACCACGCCCAACUACAGCAAGACCCCAACCUCAAACUACAGAAGGAGUGCCACACCCAACCACAGAAGGAGUAUCACACCCAACUACAGCAAGACCCCAACCUCCAACUACAGAAGGAGUAUCACGCCCAACUACAGCAAGACCCCAACCUCAAACUACAGAAGGAGUACCACACCCAACUACAGCAAGACCCCAACCUCCAACUACCGAAGGAGUACCACACCCAACUACAGCAAGACCCCAACCUCCAACUACCGAAGGAGUACCACACCCAACUACAGCAAGACCCCAACCUGAAACUACAGAAGGAGUACCACACCCAACUACAGCAAGACCACUACCUCAAACGACAGAAGGAGUACCACACCCAACUACAGCAAGACCACUACCUCAAACGACAGAAGGAGUACCACACCCAACUACAGAAAGACCCCAACCUCAAACUACCGAAGGAGCACCACACCCAACUACAGCAAGACCCCAACCUCCAACUAGUGAAGGAGUACCACACCCAACUACAGCAAGACCCCAACCUCAAACUACAGAAGGAGUACCACACCCAACUACAGCAAGACCCCAACCUCCAACUACAGAAGGAGCACCACACCCAACUACAGCAAGACCACUACCUCAAACUACAGAAGGAGUACCACACCCAACUACAGCAAGACCCCAACCUCCAACUACCGAAGGAGUACCACGCCCAACUACAGCAAGACCCCAACCUCAAACUACAGAAGGAGUGCCACACCCAACCACAGAAGGAGUAUCACACCCAACUACAGCAAGACCCCAACCUCAAUCUACAGAAGGAGUACCACGCCCAACUACAGCAAGACCCCAACCUCAAACUACAGAAGGAGUACCACGCCCAACUACAGCAAGACCACUACCUCAAACUACAGAAGGAGUACCACACCCAACUACAGAAGGAGUACCACACCCAACUACAGCAAGACCACAACCUCCAACCACAGAAGGAGUACCACACCCAACUACAGCAAGACCCCAACCUGAAACUACAGAAGGAGUACCACACCCAACUACAGCAAGACCACUACCUCAAACGACAGAAGGAGUACCACACCCAACUACAGCAAGACCCCAACCUCAAACUACAGAAGGAGUACCACACCCAACUGCAGCAAGACCACUACCUCAAACGACAGAAGGAGUACCACACCCAACUACAGAAAGACCCCAACCUCAAACUACCGAAGGAGCACCACACCCAACUACAGCAAGACCCCAACCUCCAACUACUGAAGGAGUACCACACCCAACUACAGCAAGACCCCAACCUCAAACUACAGAAGGAGUACCACACCCAACUACAGCAAGACCCCAACCUCCAACUACAGAAGGAGCACCACACCCAACUACAGCAAGACCACUACCUCAAACUACAGAAGGAGUACCACACCCAACUACAGCAAGACCCCAACCUCAAACUACAGAAGGAGUACCACACCCAACUACAGCAAGACCCCAACCUCAAACUACAGAAGGAGUGCCACACCCAACCACAGAAGGAGUAUCACACCCAACUACAGCAAGACCCCAACCUCAAUCUACAGAAGGAGUACCACGCCCAACUACAGCAAGACCCCAACCUCAAACUACAGAAGGAGUACCACGCCCAACUACAGCAAGACCACUACCUCAAACUACAGAAGGAGUACCACACCCAACUACAGCAAGACCCCAACCUCCAACUACCGAAGGAGUACCACACCCAACUACAGCAAGACCCCAACCUCAAACUACAGAAGAAGUGCCACACCCAACCACAGAAGGAGUACCACGCCCAACUACAUCAAGACCACAACCUCAAACUACAGGAGUACCACACCCAACUACAGCAAGACCCCAACCUCAAACUACCGAAGGAGUACCACACCCAACUACAGCAAGACCACAACCUCCAACCACAGAAGGAGUACCACAUCCAACUACAGAAGGAGUACCACACCCAACUACAGCAAGACCACAACCUCCAACCACAGAAGGAGUACCACGCCCAACUACAGCAAGACCCCAACCUCAAACAACCACGACUCUUCCCCUGACCCCAACUAAGCCAGUGCGACCAACUACUGAGCGUCCACAGCAGUCAACUACCUUGAAACCAACGCCCUCUUGCCCAAAGAACAGCCAGCACACCACUUGCAUGUCCCCCUGCCAGCCAACAUGUACCCUCCCUCAGGGGCCCCCUGGCUGCAGGCGGACCAGUCCCUGUAAGCAGGGGUGUGCGUGUGACGCCGGGUACAUACUCAAAUGGAACGCCGUCUGCGUGCCAAUCCGGCAGUGUGGCUGUGUGGACCGGGAUGGCAGCGUACACGAUUUUAACGACAAGUGGUACACUGCACACUGCAGGCAGAAAUGUGAAUGCAAAAAAGAUGACAGGGUAGGAGAAGUCGACUGUGACGACGAAGAUGAGUGUGACGGUGAUGGGGUUUGUCUUCCAAACACUUCGGGCCAGUACAAGUGCCUUUCCACAGAUUUCAAGGAGUGCACCAUCAAGGGGGACCCAGAGUACAGAACCUUUGAUGAUCGGAAGCACAAGUUCAGGGGGGACCACUCGUACGUCCUGGCUCAGACGACCAGCCAAUCACGAACCCUCCCAGGGUUCUACGUAGAAGGCGUCAACACGCAUGACGAGGGUGACGGCGACCACAGUGAGGAUUCCGAUGAGAGGAGCAGUGAAGAGCAUCGCCACAGCAACAGAGAAAGGGACGAAGACAGUGAUGAAGACGAUGAAGACGAAGACAAUGAUGACGACAGCGAAGAAAACGGCAGGCGCCACAGGCUGAGAGAGAUGAAGAUCAGAGUCUACAACCACACGGUCGAGUUUAAGAGGAGCGGCGUGCUGGUGGUGGACGGCAGAGUCUCUCACCCGCCCAUCUCCCCUAGCGGAGGGCUCAGCAUCAGGAAGCACUCCUCCCGACUCUAUCUGAAUACAGACUUCGGCCUAUCGGUGGCGUUCGAUGGACACAGCCAAGCCGCAGAGAUCAUCUUACCACACAUCUAUCGGAGGAAGGUGGCGGGUCUGUGUGGGAACUUUGACGGCAAGAAGAAGAACGACUUCAUGAAGCCGGACGGUCGGCAGGCCAGGGACGAGCAGGAGUUCGGUCAGAGCUGGAGGGUGACCGGCGACCCUCUUAGAAUCAGAGGGAGGUGAUCCACUUCCUGACCCAGCUAGUUCAAGGGUUGAACUGGCCAGAGUAAAGCGGUUAUUAUCUGUCUCCAGAGACCUCUUCACGGGUUACCUUCACAAUUCCAUCAACCAUCUUAAUUGAACAGAGGUCGAACCAAAUCUCCUGCCUCUAGUAUAACUACUCCUUAAUCGACUCAAGUACUACAAAUACUACUUAGUAAUAAACACGGGUUACUACAACAACAAAAAGUGUUCUGACUACUACCAUACAACUUGAUUUCGUUUGAAUUGCUGUGAACACAAAUUGCAAAGGAUUUGGUUGCUGUGAAAUAGCAUACAUUUUCACAUAUUGCCAAUGUUCUCAUGUACUUUGCAGUGAGUUUUAUAUAUUUUCUGUUUACAUUCUAUUUGUGCACAUCUGAAAACAAAAAUGAAAGUCAAAUAUUUUAAAAUUAAAAGGCCUUUGCAAGGCGUUCCUUUCUCUUGCAAAUUAAACAUUCAGCCUGAAGAUCA